CUUUAGUCUUGAACUACAUUUCCCAGAGGGCAGCGGGAACACCGAGUCUAUGGCUUCCCUUCCGUUUUCGCGUGGUUCUUUUGCAAGCUCUGGAUUCUCAGGAGUUGAAUUUUUCCACUAUCGGAACUCUGCUGAGUAGGACUGAUCAGGUCUUACAAUUCUAAAACCAUGAUCUGUUUUCAGGAAUUAGUGACAUUCACGGAUGUGGCCAUAGACUUCUCUCGGCAGGAGUGGGAAUACCUGGACCCUCAUCAGAGGGACUUAUACAGGGAUGUGAUGUUGGAGAACUAUAGAAACCUGGUCUCACUGGGAGGACAUUCCAUUUCUAAGCCAGUUUUGGUUGACUUACUGGAGCAAGGAAAAGAGCCCUGGAUGAUUUUGAGGGAAGAAACACAGUUCCCAGAUUUGGAUUUACAGUGUGAGAUAAUCAGCUACAUAGAAGUACCCACUUAUGAUACAGAUAUAUCCUCUACACAACAUCAGAGCAUAUAUCAGAGAGAGAAACUCUAUGAAUGUAAGAAAUGUCAGAAGAAAUUUAGUAGUGGUUGUCAGCUUAUUCUCCACAGGUUUCAUAUUAUUGAGAGACCCUAUGAAUGCAAAGAGUGUGGGAAGAACUUUCAUAGUGGCUAUCAACUUACUCUACAUCAAAUAUUUCAUACUGGCGAGAAACCCUAUGAAUGUACAGAAUGUGGGAAGAAUUUUAAAAGUGGUUAUCAACUGACUGUGCAUCAGAGAUUUCAUACUGGUGAGAAAACCUAUGAAUGUAGGCAGUGUGGAAAGGCCUUUAUAUAUGCCUCACACAUUGCUCAGCAUGAGAUAAUUCACAAUGGUGGGAAGCCUUAUAAAUGUCAGGAAUGUGGGAAGGCCUUUAGUCAAGGUGGACACCUUAGAAUUCAUCAGAGGGUUCAUACUGGCGAAAAACCAUAUACAUGUAAGGAAUGUGGGAAGACUUUUAGUAGGUGUUCCAAUCUUGUUGAACAUGGGCAGAUUCAUACUGAUGAGAAGCCAUAUGUAUGUGAGAAAUGCAGAAAGGCCUUUAGAAGAGGUCAUCAGCUCACUGUACACCAGAGUGUUCAUACUGGUAAAAAACCAUAUGAGUGUAAAGAAUGUGGGAAGGGCUAUACCACUGCCUCAUACUUUCUUCUACAUCAGAGAAUUCAUAAAGGUGGAAAACCCUAUGAAUGUAAGGAGUGUAAGAAAACCUUUACUUUGUGUAGAAAUCUUACUCAGCAUCAGAAUAUUCAUACUGGUGAGAAACUUUUUGAAUGCAAGCAAUGUGGGAAGACCUAUACUACUGGUUCAAAACUCUUUCAGCAUCAGCAAACUCAUACUGGUGAGAAACCCUAUGAAUGUAAGGAAUGUGGAAAGGCCUUUAGCUUAUGUGGCUACCUUAAACAACAUCAGAAAAUUCAUACUGACGUGAAACGCUUUGAAUGUAAGGAGUGUAAGAAAACCUUUACUUUGUAUAGAAAUCUUACUCGACAUCAGAAUAGUCACACUGUUAAGAAACUUUUUGAAUGUGAGGAAUGUGGGAAAGCCUAUAGUACUGGCUCAAACCUUAUUCAACAUCAGAAAACUCAUACUGGUGAGAAACCCUAUGAAUGUAAGGAAUGUGGAAAAACCUUUAGCUUGCAUGGAUAUCUUAAUCAACAUCAGAAAAUUCAUACUGGUGUGAAACCCUAUGAAUGUAAGGUAUGUAGAAAAACCUUUACUUUCUAUAGAAAUCUUACUCUACAUCGAAGUAUUCAUACUGAUGAGAAACCUUUUGAAUGUAAGGAAUGUGGGAAGACCUUUAGACGUAGUUUACACCUUACUGCACAUCAGAGCAUUCAUGCUGAUAAAAAACCCUAUGAACGUAAAAAAUGUGGAAAGGCCUUUAAAAUGUAUGGCUACCUUACACAACAUCAGAAAAUUCAUACUGGUGGAAAACCUCAUGAAUGUAAAGAAUGUGGCAAGGCCUUUAGUCGUGCUUCAAACCUCGUUCAACAUGACGGAAUUCAUACUGGUGAGAAACCCUAUGUGUGUAAGCAGUGUGGAAAAACCUUCAGAUAUAGUUCAGCCCUUAAAGCCCAUCAGGGAAUUCAUAGGAGUAUAAAAGUAUAAGACCAUAAAGAGUACGAGAGCACCAUUCAUCAUCAGACAGUCCACAAUGGUGAGAAAUGAUGGAAUGUUAAUCUUAUAGAUAUGUCUUUAGCAAAUGAGAGAGUUAAAAUGCAGUUCUUGCCACAUUAGAAAGCAUUCAAUGUCCUGUCUUAAUGGAACAUCUGACUAUUCAAUGGUAAAUUAAGAAAAAAAAA
Sapajus apella (tufted capuchin) is the source of this 2297-nucleotide messenger RNA. RefSeq names its product zinc finger protein 573 (gene ZNF573). The transcript is spliced from 5 exons. Gene Ontology annotation, molecular function: DNA-binding transcription repressor activity, RNA polymerase II-specific. Lineage: Eukaryota; Metazoa; Chordata; Mammalia; Primates; Cebidae. Bases 169 to 2103 code for a protein of 644 amino acids. The record is from RefSeq and is a predicted model, not a curated record. Gene Ontology annotation, biological process: negative regulation of transcription by RNA polymerase II.